AUGGCGAUGAUGUCGCGGAUUCAGAAGUUGGUUUUGGAUGGUGGUUGCUCCAAAUUGAUUCGUCCGCAUGUUUUACAACUCCGGUAUGCCCGAACGGAAGCGGGUCACCCGCCGCAUAACCGUCGGAGGUCCAAAUAUGCUCCGUCGAAUUUGCUGAACAAAGCUGACGCGGGGAAAUCUGAGUGGUGGGUAGUCGACGGCGAGAUGCACGAGAUCGGCGAGAAUGUUCCGCCCCGUGAAAGGUUUGUAAUCCCUCGAGAGAAUCUUCCCAACAAGCGUCGUAAGCAGCUCCGGGAACAAUUCAUGCGCCGCACUCGCCUCGUUCUAAAAGAAUCAGUCAGUUCUGCUCGUUUUCCUUUAGAGCAUGAACCAUGGUGUAAAAAGUAUAUUGAACUGUAUAAUGAGCUUAGGGAGAACUGGGAGAGGCUAUAUUGGGACGAGGGUUACUCCAAAAAACUUGCUCAAGAUCAUGCCAACUAUGAUUCAGCCGAAGAUGAUGAUGCAGAUUUUAAUCCUUACAGGAGAAGACAGAACCGGCCUGAGCAGUUUCAGGACCAGGGUAUGGGGAGAAACAGGGAAGGAGAAACAUGGCAAAAUGCUAAUCAAUUUCGUGGAGAUACUUGGCAAAAGGCCAGUCAGAUUCGCGAUAAGUUUGAACAUGAUCGUGGACAAAGAAUGAGAGAGAAAGCUUUUGCUCCUAUGAAUGGAGGAAAUGAUUUCGGCAUGGACGAUUUUUCAUCCAGGAAUCAGCCAUUCAAUCCUCAGAGAUACAUAUCUGAGAGCGAGAGUGACUGA
This is a messenger RNA of Oldenlandia corymbosa var. corymbosa, 795 nucleotides long. Lineage: Eukaryota; Viridiplantae; Streptophyta; Magnoliopsida; Gentianales; Rubiaceae. The record is from the annotation of a GenBank genome assembly.